Messenger RNA from Delphinapterus leucas (beluga whale), 7048 nucleotides. It is a transcript of the gene COLQ, whose product is annotated as collagen like tail subunit of asymmetric acetylcholinesterase. NCBI's taxonomy places the organism in Eukaryota, Metazoa, Chordata, Mammalia, Artiodactyla, Monodontidae. The record is from RefSeq and is a predicted model, not a curated record. Gene Ontology annotation, biological process: extracellular matrix organization. Gene Ontology annotation, molecular function: extracellular matrix structural constituent conferring tensile strength.
GAGAGUGAGGGAGAGAGAGAGGGAGAGAGAGGCAAACAGCGUGGGGAAGACAAAGCACAGAUAAGCGAGGCUCCUUGCAGCCCUUCGUUGAGAACUUGACACUUUCCACACCACAGCCAGCAUGGUUGUCCUGAAUCCAGUGACCCUGGGAAUUUAUCUUCAGCUUUUCUUCCGUUUCAUCGUGUCUCAGCCCACUCUCCUCACCAGCGUGCUUCCGAUUUCAGCAGCCCUUCCCGGCCUGGAUCAGAAGAAGCGUGGCGGCCACAGAGCAUGCUGCCUGCUGACCCCCCCGCCACCCCCUCUGUUCCCACCACCGUUCUUCAGAGGGGGCCGAAGUCCGCUUCUCUCCCCAGACAUGAAGAAUCUCGCCCUGGAACUGGAGACCACACGGCCCCCAUGCGUGCAAGGGUCGCUCAGCUCCCCCGGGCCUCCGGGGCCCCAGGGCCCGCCUGGGCUUCCCGGCAAGACAGGACCAAGGGGAGAAAAGGGGGAGCUUGGCCGACCGGGAAGGAAGGGCAGACCCGGCCCCCCAGGUGUUCCUGGCAUGCCUGGGCCUGUUGGCUGGCCCGGCCCUGAAGGCCCCAGGGGUGAAAAAGGUGACCUGGGGAUGAUGGGCUUGCCAGGGUCAAGAGGACCAAUGGGCUCCAAGGGCUACCCUGGAUCCAGAGGGGAAAAGGGAUCCAGAGGUGAAAGGGGUGACUUGGGUCCCAAAGGAGAAAAGGGUUUCCCAGGACUUCCUGGAAUGUUGGGGCAGAAAGGUGAAAUGGGACCAAAGGGCGAGCCCGGGAUAGCAGGCCACCGGGGGCCCACAGGAAGACCAGGAAAACGAGGCAAGCAGGGGCAGAAGGGAGAUAGUGGAAUUAUGGGCCCACCAGGCAAACCUGGGCCUUCUGGUCAACCUGGCCGUCCGGGCGCCCCAGGACCCCCGGGUCCCCCGUCUGCAGGACACCUUGUAAUGGGACCCAAAGGGGAAAGAGGAUUUCCCGGGCCUCCAGGAAGAUGUCUCUGUGGCCCUCCCAUGAAUGUGAAUAACCCUUCCUACGGGGAGUCUGCGUAUGGGCCCAGUUCCCCACGAGUUCCUGUGAUAUUUGUGGUCAACAACCAGGAGGAGCUUGAGAGAUUGAACACCCAACAUGCCAUUGCCUUCCGCAGAGACCAGAGGUCUCUGUACUUCAAGGACAGCCUUGGCUGGCUCCCCAUCCAGCUGACGCCUUUCUACCCUGUGGACUACCCCGUAGACCACCGCGGCUCCUGCGGGGACGGGGUCCUGCAGCCGGGGGAGGAGUGUGAUGACGGGAACGGCGAUGUGGGUGACGACUGCAUCCGCUGUCGCCGGGCCUACUGUGGAGAUGGUCACCGGCACAGGGGCGUGGAGGACUGUGACGGCUCUGACUUCGGCCACCUGACCUGCGAGACCUAUCUCCCCGGGUCGUACGGAGACCUGCGGUGCACCCCGUACUGCUACAUCGACUCCACGCCCUGUCGCUACUUCACCUGAGGGCCGCCGGGAGGAGGCGGCUACACCCACGGAACUGGCAGCAGCUUCUCCACCCUCGGCAGACUGAUCUCGCCCUGUCCUGGUCCGGUUUCCACCACCUUCAUGCAACAGAAACAAGGACAAACUCUUGCUGCUAAGAUGUGCUUUUAACGCAGUCCGACUGGAAGAACCUAGGACCACUGCAUCCUGUCUUAACCCCAAGUACCGGGCCUCUUCCACACGCCCAUCGCGACCCUCCGGCCAGACCGACGGCCUGCGGGGCCCUCCCUUCCGAAUAUCGUGGACUUGGCUUUGCACUGUUAGGCACACAGACUGUUGGAGAUUGCUCCCGUCCGCUGGGGGCAUCUGGGGCACAGGCCUCUCGUCUCCUCUGACCUCUGGAAAUGUGGGCAUUCUCACCUGGCAGCUGGCCGGGGCUCCCCGGGCCUGGGAACCACAGAGCAGGGAAGUGGGCCUGUUCUUUGGGGGUGGCCCCCAGAUCUGGGUCCAACUAGGGAGCCCCCCACCCCGCAGCUAACCACAGCCCAGCGCGGCCUCGUGUGGAUGCAGCUUCCCCAGGCAGAGCCCCAACUGUGAAUAAGUACUGAGACCGCCGCCAAACCCUGGGGUGCUGGGGUGCUUACCGUGUAGACGAAAGCAGAGCAGUGGCCUUCUUUUCGACGUUUCCCGAAGGGGCUGCUCUCGAGGCCUCCCCAUCCCCGGUACCACCCUGACCUCCUGGCUCUGCGCACUUGGACCUCCGUCCUGUGAAUGUCCCACGUGUCCAUUUCUCCUUCAGGACAUUGGCUAGCAGGCCGGCCACUGGUGUUUCCUGAGUCCUUAGGAAACUGCCGCCUGGUUUCCCAUCUGGGCCCCACGAUUGAGUACAUGCUCCAGGCAGAGACGGCAUCUGUCCUGGGCGCCAGCUCCUGGCUGCCUGCUGACUCCCGUGAGCCCUGUGACCUCCCUCCCUGUCUUCGUGGUGCAUAGUCUUGUCCUCGUGUGCGUGCGCCUGAGCCCCCGUUUCUACAGGAUCGUUAGCCCUGCGUGUCUGUGAGCUGCCUUUCAUCACCGUAUUUCCUGAGUGAGGCUUAGCUUUGUUUGGGAAAGACGUCUCCCCCACGGCAGACCUCAGGUGGGAUUUGCCCAUUUGCUACCAGAUGGAGGGACACUCCUGGGCCUGUGUACAAGGCCUGCAUCUUGGGCACUUGGCAUUGUGCUGGUGGCCAGUCGUGGGCGAAUCAGCCCCGGGGUGGGUGGACACAUGGGUCAGUCUGGCUCCCUCCGCUUCUACUGCAAGUCCCGGGCUGAUGUUCCAUGGCCCACAUCUGUCCCAUGUGAAGCCACCACCUUCAUCCUGGCAUCUCCGGAUGGGAAAUCAAGAAAUAAAGGCAGUGUUCCUCCCUACUGUGGCUCUCUCUUCCCUGGCGGUUUGGGGCUGGUGUCCCAGAACUGCUGGAUGGGAUAAGGGCUCUGAAAUCCAGUCUGCUUCCAGACUCGACAGAGGGCUCUAGAAUGGAAAGCAGUCCUGCUCCCUCAGGGACGAGGGAGGAAACUGAGGUCCAAGGUCACCAAGCCGGGUCUUGCUCACCCCCAGCCUUGCUUUAUGAUCUUGCAUAGGACAGAGUGGAAGUCCAGUACUGCCCUUGGACCUGGCCAAGAGUGGCCCAGUCCUGGGUCCCACUCCUUGGAGGGCACGACUCUGGCCUUCCUCUGGCCAUGACCCUCCCCACGGGGCCACGGUGACACUUGCACACCCCAUGCUGCAGGUCCCAGGGAACCCUAACUCUCCACCCGAGUGGUCCUGAGCCUGCUUCCGGGUCCACACAGCCCUCUCUCCGCGCCUGUCCUCCUGACUGUGGCUCGCAUACACCUGUAAGCGUGAGGGGUGGCCAGGGACAAGCUGUUUUGCAGGGGUGGUAGAUGGAGCUUGGAGACACAGGCCGCACAUCCUGGCGUGAGACGGGCCAGGGGCAGGGAGGACCGCUCUCCUGGUGCUGCCACAGAAAACUUUGAUGAAUCUAAAAAUUCCAGUCUUCAUGAAAGUGUAAGCAGAACCUAUUUAAUGCGUAACAGUUUGUCAGUUUGAUCCUAAUGUGAAUACUCAGACAUUUCGUGUGGGAGCCACCAUCUGUGCUCUUGUCCCUGGACCCUGCAGUAUUAGAGGGGGGCCGCCUCCAGCUAUUUCUAGGGAGUGUUCUGAAAGGCUCAGGAAAUGAAAGGAUUCAAGGUCACAUGUGUUGAGAAUAUAUAUAGUAAUAGUCAUUCUCCCCCUUCAGCAUUCUGAAAUGAAAAGAUGAAAGAUCGGGGAAGGUGGACCCGUGCCUCCCCUGAAACAUUAACUCCGCGGCAUAGGGAGCAGCUUUGCCAGGAGCACGGACACCUGUCAGCAGGCCAGGCAGCCGCAGAAACACCUCCUGGGAUCAUCUGCUGGUGGGAGGCCCCUUACUCGUUCAUACUUGGUUCAUCACUUCCCACAGCCUCAGUUUCCUCAUCUGAGAGACUUGAGACAGAGGUUGAAUUUUCCAACUCUAACCGCUGGUGAGUGUGGAUUCUGCCCUCCAGCUGUGACGGGGUAUGUCCUUGGAGGGGUGAUGGAUUCCGUUGGCUACUCUCAAGCUGUCACGUGGCAUGGCUGAGAAUAUGACAGGGCCUUCAGAUAUUGUCACCAAAGGAGGCAGUGUCAGUCCAGAUGCUUUUGUUGGCAAGUAGCAGAAAAUCCAACUUAAGUAUGAUAUAAACCACAGGGUAGAAUUUAUUGGCUCAUAUAACUCAUAAGUUCCAGGAGUGGAGUGGCGAUCAGGCAAGGUUCAAUCAAGGCUUCCACUCCAUUUCUCGGCUUGCUUUAGCCUCUCAGCUAUUUGCAUCUCUCCUGUUAAUUCAGUCCUUAGGGUGGUCACAAGCUGACUACUACAGUUUCAGGCUAACAUCUGGACCUUGUAACGUCCACAGGCAGAGAGAACAUCUAUUCCAGUGGCUCUCAAGAAGUUUUUUUCCCCCCAGGAGUCCCCAGCAAAUCUUGCCUUGAGCCUUGUUGGCAUGUUUUGGGUCACAUGCCCAUUCGUGAACCGGUUCCUGUUGUCAGAACGCUGCCUGCUGAUCAGAUCACAGCUGGGUUCCUGAACCCAGGGUGGCAAAGGUUUUAAGGUUGCCCUUAGCCCACCCCCUGGGGAUUUGCCAGAAGCAUAUAGGCUGUGCGGGGAAGGGAUGGCUGCUGGACCGGAUAUAUUGGGGAGCAGGAAUGGGGCAAAUGUGACAAACUUGUAAGCAAAGUAAGGUCUCUGAAGGGAACUUGGUAACUGAGAUAUAGGAACCAGUGCCUGGGAAGAUGGUAGGACAAAGUUUCUGAGCGUCUUGGGGCAGACACAUGGGUCCAUCCAUCACCCUAAUAGGUAGGGGUGUGGAGGGCACAUAUGGGUCAAAUUGCUUAAGAUUCUCCAAACCUCAUUAUAAUCAGUGGGCCAGCUUACACCCCAGUGACUGCUUUACUUGGGUUGUCUGCCCCAGCCCUCCUCUGUAGUGGAGUGAACCAAUUUAAAUUUUCAACGAAACGCAGAUCUUCCAUUUGUGUGGUAGCAAUGGGCUCACACACAGCUCAAGGCCCCUGGCGAUGCACCAAGGAGAUUAUUACACUAGAGCAGCCCAGUUACCACCAUGGGCACAGAGGGUCCAGGGUGUGGGCUGGUCCCCCACCCGCAUAUUCAUUCUUAACCACUCUGGGAGGGGUGCAAACCACACAAGAGGGAUGAGUUAAGGAUUCCCCAUCCCACCUCAUCCAACUUGCCUGCCCAAGAAAUAGAGGAAGAGGACUCACACUGCCUGUAUCAGAGGGGCAUUCUCUCUUGUGGCUCAUUUGAGUUCCUUUCAGCCCCAGGCGGCGGACUUUUAGACAAGUCUCCGAGAAACCUCACCAAAGAAAGGAAGCAGCUAUUUCCCCUGCCCUCUCUUCCCCCUGCCCCACUCCCUUCACAGGAAGGUAAAGGGGCCCACGUCACAGUGAACUUCUGCCCCCAGUAACUUCUUCAAAGGCAGCGAUGAAUUUUGUCUUUGAUGUUCCAACCCAUACACAGAACCACACUCCAUGGGUGCCCCACCCCAAGUCACCCUCAUCCAACACCUACCUAGAUGGGAAGUUCAAGGCAGUCAUCGUGGUCAUGGGUCAUCACUUGAGACUCACCAAGGGUGUUGUGUCCUGGAGCAGUGGUUCUCAAGCUUUAGGGUUCAUCAGAAUGACCCCGAAGGGCUUGUCAUUCUGACUCAGCAGGUCUGGGGUGGGGCCUGAAAAUCUGGGUUUCUAACAAGGUCCCAGGGGAUGCUGAUGCUGCUAGACCAGGGACCUAAGAGCCUGCCCUGGGGAGAUGUCUCAUCUGAGAACAACUGCAGAAGACUAGGCAAAAAGCACAGGGGAGACAGUUGGGGACUUCGGGUGGGUGGCUUUUUUAUACUCGUCAUUAAAGCCGGGGGGAGGUCUAUGUCCCUUCCUCUUGAAUCUAGGUGAGCUUUUGACCAAUAGAACGCUGCGGUGGUGAUGCCUGUGCCUUCUGGGCUAGGUCAUAAAAGGCCAUGCAGCUUUUCAGAACACCUGUCCUGGGGGAGGCAGCCAGCGUGUAAGAUGGCCUCCCUGAGAUGGCCUUGCUACAGAGGCCAUGUAUGGCCCCAAAUGAGCCUGCUUCCAGCCACCCACCAUGCGCCAGACACGUGAGUGAGGCCAGCUUGGACUCGCCACGCCUGCCCAUCUGCCAACUGAGUGACCUCAGUUGAAGCCACAAGAAGCAGGACUGCCCAGCCAAGCUCUAUCCUAAUUCUCAAUCAAAAGAUUCCAUCAGAUCAAAUGGUGGUUGUUUUAAGCCACCAAGUUUCGGGGCAGUUUGUCGUUUAGCAAUAGGUAACUAGAGUGGUGCUUUGGGUUGGAAAGGGUAGGUUAGCAAACUACACGCAGUGUACAGAGUGAAGUGCCCGCCUAGAGGAGUCAUUGGCUUGGGCUUGGCGCCCUCUGCAGGAACCACGAACACAAAGCUGUCUUUCUUACCUCUUCCGGACUUUUAUCCCUCUGGCCAGGAGAAAAGCCAGAGCCCUGAGGGGCCUUAGUGAUCAUGCAGCCCAGGGUUCUCAACCAAGGUGGAGACAUGGGGUCCAUGGAGGCAGCAGAUGGAUUGCAGUAACUGCCCCAAUUCCCACACCUCCCGGGAUCCAAAGAACUUUGCCACUCCUCACAUCGAUUGCUGGAGUGUAUCUGCCCACCAGCCCCUUGAUUCUGAACUUGGCCCUGUGACUCGCUUUGGCCAAUGAGAUGUCAGCAAUUGUGACGGGGUAGUCUCCUCUCAUCUAGCUCCUCAGCUUCUGCUGUGACAACAUGCCCAGGCCAGGCUGCUGAGGAUGACAGACAUGGAGUCGACCUGAGCUGCCCUAGCUGUGAGGGCUGAGGUCAUCCUAGACCAGCUAAACCUGUCAAAUCCCAGGCACAGGAAGGAGCCCAGUCAAGACCAGAACUGUCCAGCCACGUCCAGCCUAAAUUGCAGAAUAAACGCUUAUUGUGUUAAGCUUCAAGCUUUGGAAUGGUUUGUUACACAC